AUGCCCCCUUGCCACGGAAAAGAGGUUUCUCAGCUCAAUUGGGGCCAUGCUUUAGCUCUACAUAAAGAGGAAAAGUCCUACAGAUACAUUGAAGAUAAGACUGGAGUUCCAAAGUCCACAGCUUGUGAUAUUGUGGCUAAUUACAAUAAAUAUGGAUCUGCUACCCCAAGGCCCUGUUCUGGCUGUCCACCUGUCUUAUCUGCUCAAACUCAGUGUAGCAUUGGGCAAUACCUUCAUAGGUACCAAUUCAAUGACUACAAAACCAUUUCCAAGCAUGUUGGGACUGUCACUGAGGAGGAGCAGCCAGUCUGGCCCAAAGUGACACAGAAGGAGGGGGAAGUGGACAAUCCCAAAAACAUGGUACCAACCUUCUGUAGUGGUUGUGAGGGCAUCCCUCUAUGGGGGUGCAUUGCACAUGACAAGAAGGGGCUGUUGAUUUGGCUUGACCUGCUGCCUCCAACUGUUGGCAAGAAUGGGCACUCAAAAGGUGGAGGCCUCACCUUGGAAGCAUAUGUAGAACAAGUACUUGGAGGCCCACUCAUAGACUUUUUGCAUGAUUUGGAGGAAGAGCAAGGCCACAAGAUCCUCAUUGUUGAAGAUGGGGCACCAUCACAUAGGGGAGAAGCAGCAAGAAAUGCUCAAGAACAAUUGGGGAUAGAACAAUUCUCCCACCCACCAAAUUCUCCCAAUCUUAAUGCCAUCAAACCAAUAUGGUGCCUCCUCAAAUCACAUGUACUCAAGGUCCAUGGUGCACUUAGAAAUGCAAUCAAGCUUUGGAAAGCAGCUCAGAGGGUGUGGAAGGAAAUGAGCAUGGAGGAUAUCAAUAAGCACAUGGCAAGCUUGAAUCCAGCACAAAGUUGCUCCAGCUGGUUCCCAGCUGGAGCCCGAGAAGAAUCCGGGGAUGUUGAUGAGUCAGAUUCCGGAUUUGCGCGUCGAGUCGGAAAAAUCCAGGCAAUUGGGGCCGCGGUGUAG
This is a messenger RNA of Rhizoctonia solani, 972 nucleotides long. RefSeq names its product Transposable element Tc1 transposase. Gene Ontology annotation, molecular function: nucleic acid binding. NCBI's taxonomy places the organism in Eukaryota, Fungi, Basidiomycota, Agaricomycetes, Cantharellales, Ceratobasidiaceae. The record is from RefSeq and is a predicted model, not a curated record. The transcript has 3 exons. Bases 1 to 972 code for a protein of 323 amino acids.